AAGUUGGAUACACUAAAAUCAAAAUUAGACCAAACGUAAACGACUGAAAAGCACUGCUCCAGUUCUCUCAGUAGGGAAAAGAAAACUAAACAAAAUUCACCAAAGACUAUACGUUUUUCGCUUUAAUUGGUGAUACUUUUGCAGCUGCUACAAAUAAUGUUCAAAGCCAAAAUAUUUGUUUCCUCCAUAAAAAACCUACUUUCACAUCCCCAAUUUGAGCAUCAACAAUGGAGGGGCAUAGUGAAAGUGAGGUUGAAAUGGGUUAAGAAUCGUAGCCUUGACCACGUGAUUGAUACCGACACCGAUCUCAAAGCGGCUUGCCUCUUGAAGGAUGCUAUUAAACGCUCGCCCACCGGUUUUCUCACUGCCAAGUCUUUUGCCGAUUGGCAAAAGCUCCUCGGCCUCACUGUCCCCGUUCUUCGCUUCUUGCGUAGGUACCCUACUCUCUUUGAAGAAUUCCCACAUGCACGUUACGCGAAUUUGCCUUGCUUUCGAUUGACGGGCACUGCACUCUUGUUAGAUUCUCAGGAGCAAAGCAUACACCAAGCGCAUGAGAAUGAUACCAUAGAGAGGCUUUCAAAGGUGCUUAUGAUGAUGAGAAGUAGGACUGCACCUCUUCAGUCCCUUCAUUCCUUGAAAUGGGAUCUUGGUUUGCCAGAUAACUUCGAAAAAGUGUUGAUCCCGAAAUACCCUGAUCAUUUCAGUUUCGUUAAGGCACCAACUGGUGUUUCAGCUUUGAGACUCAAACAAUGGCGCGAGGAAUUUGCUGUUUCAGCAUUGGAAAAAAGUAACGAGGGUGAGGAGAUGGGAGAUGAGUACAGGCAAUUUAAGAGGGGCCAAACCACAUUAGCAUUCCCGAUGAAUUUCCCAAGGGGUUAUGGAGCACAAAAGAAGGUGAGAGCUUGGAUGGAGGAGUUUCAGAAGCUUCCGUACAUAUCUCCGUAUGAAGAUUCUCGGCAUAUUGAUCCUAAUAGUGAGCUUAUGGAGAAAAGGGCUGUUGGUGUAUUGCAUGAGUUUUUGAGCUUGACAAUUCAUAAGAAGACCAAGAGGAACUACUUGAGAAGCUUGCGAGAGGAGCUGAACAUCCCGCAUAAGUUUACUCGAUUGUUUACUAGAUAUCCUGGGAUUUUCUACCUCUCGUUGAAGUGCAAAACGACGACUGUGGCUCUCAAGGAAGGAUACAGACGGGGAAAACUAGUGAAUCCACAUCCUCUUGUUCAUCUAAGACAUAAGUUCUAUCACGUAAUGAGGACGGGGCUUCUUUAUCGUAGUAAAGGUGCGAAUCUGAUACCUCGAGAAGACAUUUUGCUGAAAGACAUGGAGAAUAGAAUGGAAGACAAAGAAGAAGAAGGUGAUGAUGAUGAUGAAGACGAAGAAUAUGAAGAGAUUGAAGCAGGUGAUGAAUAUGAUGAGGAAACCUCUGAUGUGGAAGAUUAAUUUUGUAAAGAGUAAUAUGAUUACAUGAUAGAUUAUAUUGCGGCUACAUUGAAAGAGUCAUGUGAUUGAUGAUUUCUUAACAGCUAUGUUAAAUUUAUUUUUCUCAACAAAAGAGUUGGUUAUUUUAAACUGAUGUAUUAAGAGGUGUAUAAGGAUUAUAACACUUCUACCAAACGAGGCAUCAUAUGUUUUGGCUCCUAGUUGUGUAACUGAAAUUUGGCCACAUCCUCCUAUCAUCACUACAGAGGAAAGAAGAAAAAAAAAACUUGCUUGGAUUGAUAUUUGUGGGCUAAUAAUACUGGUUAGAGUGAUGGUGAACUACUUCAGAUUUUUUCCUUUAGAUAGGGUUUUCUUUGGAUCUAGAGUGACUGCAUUUUAUUGUAUUUUUUUUUUUUUUGUUAUCUUUGUGGUGGAUACACUUUAAUUCAAUGUAAUGUAAGAGGUAACUGUAGGGAAAUGUUUUGCUGGCAGUUUUUAUCAUUAAUUUCCACUUCAAUGGAAUUAUACUCUGUGCUAGGUUGAUGCUAGAUAUUUAAA
Molecule: messenger RNA, 1974 nt
Organism: Gossypium arboreum
Lineage: Eukaryota; Viridiplantae; Streptophyta; Magnoliopsida; Malvales; Malvaceae
Product: protein WHAT'S THIS FACTOR 9, mitochondrial
Exons: 2
Coding region: 157-1437 (426 amino acids)
Molecular function (GO): RNA binding
Source: RefSeq, a predicted model, not a curated record